Messenger RNA from Labeo rohita (rohu), 2028 nucleotides. It is a transcript of the gene lman2lb, whose product is annotated as lectin, mannose-binding 2-like b. Gene Ontology annotation, cellular component: COPII-coated ER to Golgi transport vesicle; endoplasmic reticulum membrane; endoplasmic reticulum-Golgi intermediate compartment. The transcript is spliced from 8 exons. The record is from RefSeq and is a predicted model, not a curated record. Lineage: Eukaryota; Metazoa; Chordata; Actinopteri; Cypriniformes; Cyprinidae. The coding region runs from base 16 to 1080 and encodes 354 amino acids. Gene Ontology annotation, biological process: Golgi organization; endoplasmic reticulum to Golgi vesicle-mediated transport; endoplasmic reticulum organization. Gene Ontology annotation, molecular function: D-mannose binding.
AGUGAGCGAGGAAAAAUGGCGACCAGCGUGAUGAAGUUGAACGGUACUAUUUACACAACAGUAAUGAAUUUAUCGUGCAGUCUGGCAAACAAAAUUAAACUAUCUGCGUUAUUAGUUUUAAUACUCGCUUUUGUGAGUAGGAGUUCUGGAGAAAACUCAUAUGAAGAUAACACUUAUGAAUUUCUCAAGCGAGAGUAUUCGCUGAGUAAGCCAUACCAAGGACUGGGCUCCUCCAGCUCCUCACACUGGGAGUUUAUGGGCAACACCAUGAUCAUGCCUGAACACAUACGGCUGACACCAGACUUGCAGAGCCGACAAGGAGCUGUAUGGAGUCGAAUUCCCUGUUACCUCAGGGACUGGGAGCUCCGAGUACAAUUUAAGAUCCAUGGUGAGGGCAAGAAAAACCUGAAUGGGGACGGCCUUGCAAUAUGGCUUACCAAAGAGCGAAUGCAAAAUGGUCAAGUGUUUGGAAACACAAACUUUUUUACAGGUCUGGGUGUUUUUGUAGACACUUAUCCUAAUGAUGAUAAACAGCAUGAGAGAACAUUUCCCUUUGUCUCUGCAAUGGUCGGGAAUGGGAGUGUUGCAUAUGAUCAUGACCGUGACGGAAGGUCUACUGAUCUCGGUGGCUGUACUGCUAACAUUCGCAACGUUGAAUACGACACGUUCCUUUUGAUCAGAUACAUGAAGAACAGACUCACAGUGAUGACAGAUGUCGAGGGGAAACAAGAGUGGAAGGACUGUCUGGAUGUACCUGGAGUGAGGUUGCCGCAAGGUUACUACUUUGGUGUCUCAUCAGCUACUGGUGAUUUAUCAGAUAACCAUGACCUGAUCUCCUUCAAGCUGUACGAGCUUACAGUGGAACGGAGUCCUGAAGAGGAAGAGAACCAGCAGGAGAUCACAUUGCCUAGUGUAGACUACCGAAUGGACUCUAAUGUUCAUGUGGAGGAUGAAGGAAGGAGCAUUCUCACCACCUUCUUUGUCUUCAUCGUUUCCGUCGUUGUGCUGGUUGUAGUGAUUAUAGUUAUUCUCUUUCUAUUUAAUCACUAUAAAGAGAACCGCCGCAAACGCUUCUACUGAGCAAACUGAAGAGCAAAUGACAGGAAGGAAAUGGGACAAGAUCCAACGUGAGUGUGACUGGCAAUUUUUUGCAAAGGACCGCUUCUGGUCUUCACUUCUGCCAUCAACGGAAAUGACCUGAAGGUCAACGCUGAACUAAAAGCCAUACCUGACCACCUCAAUCGUGAUUAUGAUCUGAAAAAAACUGUUCAGAGAGUGUGCGUCUGUUUUCGAAGGUCUCUAGAGACUUUCGUGUGCGUUUUCUGUAUUUUUGUACCAGUUACACUGACCUUGGCCUUUCACCCAGAGAACUAUGUGUGACAGCAUUUACAGAGACAUGGGAGUUUAACAAACUGUUGUAUUCUCAAGUUGUCUACUGUAAUGCUACUGCAGAAACCCCUCCAUUCAAUUGGACAGAAAUUAAUCAAAAGAAAAUAUAUUACCUUGACUUUGGCCUCCAUCUGUCACCAUCAUCUCAUCAGCUCACAGUAAUUAUGUUUUAGCUAAUGUAAAAAUGAUUACAUUUGAUUUUCAACCUAUUAUAAGUAAUACUGGCCAGCUGUGCUGUUAUAAACAGACAGCAACAACAAAUGUGAAGAAGAUUUUUCCCAAAUGUCUGUUUUGUAAUAAAUCUAGGUAGUUUUGAUGUCUUUAGUUAUGUGAUCUUGUUUUAUGUAUUAAAAGCUGCACUGAACUGCUUGACCGUAUGUAGCUUAUCUAAAGUUACUUUGGUUUGUUUAGGUUUCAACUAAAGUUAAACCUUUGUAUAUUUCAUCUCUUCAUGGCCUUAUUUGAAUACUAUGUUUGAUAAUCUUGAUGUGCUGAUGAAUAUAGAAACGAUGACAUGUCUAUUCCUGUAUCCAAAUAUAUCUUUCGUAAACAGGCAAGAGAUGUAAAGCUGGUGCAGCAAUUUGACAGUUCCUGGGGUUUUCAAUAAUUGCACUAUUGCAAAGAUAUGCAAGAGAUUUU